UUUUGCCUUUGAGCCGGGCUGAUAGCUUAAAAACUAAAUUAAAUGUUUUGGUAAAAUCUUCAAUUUUAAUUCGGUUGUAUGCAGACGAUCUUUGCCGUUAAGGUACGAUGAAAAAAAAAAAAAAAAAAAUCAUUCAAACAAAAGGAAAAAUUCUUGAGAUAGACCGUUGACAACAUUGGCUCAAAGUUUCUCUUUUUCCAGUUUCUCCCCUACAAACUACAUCUCAUUUUCAGCGUCCCUAUACCUCCCUAUCGCUUUAGGCUAAUUUCAGAAAGAAAAACUGACAGAUUCGUAAUAACUUUCUUGAUUGCAUUUGGUGCGUUCGCGCCGGGAGUCCGCGGGCGAGCUGGACCAAUGUAAUGGGAAUUUUUGACAACCUGUCACUCACUGCGUAUGGACGUUUACCUACUCUCCACUGCUCAGCUUAGAAAAUGGCGGAGAUGUUAUUCAUUUAGUUUUACUCUGCAUUUGUUGUCGCUGAGAAACACGUCAACCAAACGUUAUGUGAAUUGGUGACUGUGCAUCGCAUUCUGUAGGAUCUGCCAAAAAUUUUGAUCUUCGCGGGGAGAUCGCAGGUUUUUGGAUUAGUGGGACAACUGAAAACAUUUCAGAGCGGCCGAUCAUUCGUCUUCUGCGGGAGACGUUAUGUUGCCGAUGCAGUUCUGCUUGAGAAUUUUUAAUCUAUUUUACAAGAGAAGAACAAUCAGUGGUCCAUUGUUAAUCGUCGUAUUCUUGGCAUUCGGCUGCUUCCUCUUUAUUCAUUUUCAGAAGCCGUUGGAAAAGACUUCGUCGGGAAUCGACCGUGGAUCAGCCAUAUCCAAAGUAUCACCAACAACCCAACGGGGCAUUAGCCAAAGAUCCCUGAAGCGACGUGACAUGAAGCGAAUCUUAUUCUGGAAUCUCUAUUUCGAAUCGAGAAAUUAUGAAAUCGGAUUGGGACAAAAGUUUUUCAUUGAGGCUGGAUGUCGGUUCACCAACUGCUUGACGACGGACGAUCGCAAUUUCAUGAACGCCAGCGAUGCCAUCCUGUUCCACGCCAACGAUUUCGACGAAAUCGAUCUGCCCGACAUCCGGCGACCGAAUCAGCGAUACAUCUUCUACAAUUACGAAACUUGUGUACAAGACAAAGACCUGCCCAUUUUCAUUUGGACGAAAAACUUUUUCAACUGGACCAUGACGUAUCGCCGUGACUCUGACAUUUACGAUGCCCAUCCGUACGGAGCCAUUAGAAGGCGAAGCGGUGCUCCUAGUCCACCGCUGGUCCUGCCCCCCUUGCAUCCGGAGGCAGCCGAUCUAUUGCAGCACCCGUGGAACAAAUCGUCUAGUAGGCCGUUACUGGACAAAAAGAAGAAUAUGGUUGCCUGGUUUGUUUCCAACUGCCAAACAGACGGCCUCAGAGAAGAAUAUUUUGCCCGUCUUGGCCAAUACGUCAAGGUGGACGUAUACGGCGGUUGUGGAACGCUCAGUUGCUUGCCAUCGGGAAGUCCCAAAUGCGAUCAACUGCUGGACAGCUACAAGUUUUACGUGGCUGCUGAGAACGCAAUUUGCACAGAUUACGUCACUGAGAAAUUCUACAGGGCCAUGGCGUCCUACAUAAUACCCAUCGUCUAUGGAGGAGCUAAUUAUUCUCAUUAUGCACCACCUUUGUCAUACAUUGACGCGAGCGAUUUCAAGUCACCCAAAGCGUUGGCUGAUUAUUUGAAGUUGCUGAACGAGAAUGACGACCUCUACUUGAAAUAUUUUGACUGGAAAAAAGAUUACGAGGUGGUGAGACAACCGACGAACGGCUGGUGCCAGCUUUGCGAGAUGCUCAACGAUCUUCAUCAACAGCCAAACGUUUACAUAGAUGUGGCGGACUGGUGGUUCCAAAACAAUACAUCUUGUAUUUCAGGACACGAUUUCCUCAACAAUUCACUUGGCGUUGAAUUGCAAAAAGGAAAACUAACCAAAACAUGAAAUCAAUAAGACAGUGUAUUGUGAAAGCAUCACGAAUUGAGCAGAAAUACACAGCCUUCAAUCACUUUAA
Messenger RNA from Daphnia magna, 2026 nucleotides. Its product is annotated as alpha-(1,3)-fucosyltransferase C. The record is from RefSeq and is a predicted model, not a curated record. Lineage: Eukaryota; Metazoa; Arthropoda; Branchiopoda; Diplostraca; Daphniidae. Gene Ontology annotation, molecular function: alpha-(1->3)-fucosyltransferase activity. The transcript has 3 exons. The coding region runs from base 646 to 1956 and encodes 436 amino acids. Gene Ontology annotation, cellular component: membrane.